AUGAAUGGCACCAACAACGCUGGAUGUGACGGCGCCGAAGUUGAUGUAGCCACCAAUUUGAACGGGACGGCGUCAGGCCCAGAGCCACAGCCACACCAAUACAACCGCCUCGCUCCGAAGCACACCGACUGCCCGUGUUAUGUUGACCCGCGCUGCCAGCUCGCCGUCGCCUUCCAAGAGGCCCGCGACUACUGGGCGCGCCAUCCGGACGACGCCGAGAACGCGCCAACGGACAUCCACGGGGAAAUCGAACAAUGGCUAGUCGACAAUCGACUACUCGAACCCACUCAACCGAUGUGCGAGGAACCCCAGGGUGAAGCCGAAGAACCCUCCACGGGAGAAAGCCCCGCCAAACGCACAGGCUUCAAAUUACUCCGCAUCCGGCCGCUCAACCUGCGGCGCCUCAGUCUUCCGACUCGAGACCGAUCUCCUGCACUCCAGCCCCCGUCAGCAGAAUACGUCCAGCGCCGCAACACCGACGGCGAGGCUCCUGUCCGCGCUGACGAGAGGCAGGAUGACACACCGCCCGUAGUCGCCCCGCUGUCUCCGCGCAAGCUCUUCCGUGGCGCGGCUGGGGUGUUUAUUUCUGCACGGCACAAGCGCUCCAAAGCCUCCGUACCAGCGAGUACCGCGUCGGAUGAAGCACCGGAAGACGCUGUGGACGAUAGGGCGUCUGCUUCCAGCGGCGAGCCGCCGUGCUCUGACGAGCCUGAGGAGAAGCCGCUUGUGGGCGAGGAUGGACCGGAGGCCGCCGAGAGCAUCUACGACGACGCCGUGGACGCGCUAGCCGCGUUCUUCGAUGCGGCAGCUGGCGCGCACGGGCCCUCCGACAUCCGUCACGCAGACGCUCUUAGCAGUCGCCCGGCAGACACGGAAAGCGCAAAGCUGCCCUUCCGAGCAGGCGCUGGGGAAGAAGCAGAUGCAGACGCCCCCGACGGCGUCGACCCCGCAUACGCCGCGCUCAUGCCCAUCCUGCACGAGCUCGACGCGCUCGCCGAGCACCCGCGGCACGCGGCUAUCGCAGCAUCGCACGGUGACGCAGAUUACGCGCACUUCUGGGAGACGUUCGCCCAGCUGUCCGCACGGGACGUCCUCUUCGCCGUGUACGCGCUCCGCGCUGAGGCGGCCGACGGACUUCAGCUGGAGUCAGAGGGUCAGGGGCCCUUGUUGACGGUGUUGGCCGUCGUGUUGGCGCUGUGGGCGUCCGGGGCUUCUAUUCUGGCCGUAUACUUGUAUUGGCAUUUGCCCUGAUCGCCUGCAGCAAUGUUUCUUUCCCGAUUAUCACGAGUUCUCUGCAUCCUCCAUGCACGUACAUCCUCCUUGUCGCACGAUGCGCAAGUACGGGACGUCUAUACGUGCUAGCCCUAUUAUGUGUUAUUUCGAAUAAUACAACUGUAUCAUCC
This is a messenger RNA of Trametes versicolor FP-101664 SS1, 1403 nucleotides long. RefSeq lists its product as uncharacterized. The transcript has 8 exons. The record is from RefSeq and is a predicted model, not a curated record. Lineage: Eukaryota; Fungi; Basidiomycota; Agaricomycetes; Polyporales; Polyporaceae. Bases 1 to 1251 code for a protein of 416 amino acids.